AUUUGUUCUUUAUAUAAAUUAUUUGUUCAUUAUUAAAAAAAUUCAUAUUUGUAUUAAUAUAUGGUCACAUUAACUAGGCCACAAAGGGAAAUCCCAAAUGUUCCUCUUGCUUUCCGAUCUCCAUACAUGGUCAAGUACAAGGAUUUGUUCAAAGAUGAAGACACAAUGAACAAACUUGUAACAGACUAUGCUUAUAGUGGAAAAGAUCAAAGUGAGCUACUAUACUAUGAUGGAGUGAAUUCGAUCAAUAGGGAAGAGAUGAAAACUCUUGAAGGGGAUACAUUAGUAGUUAACAAUGUGAUCGAUUCAUGGGCAGUACUUCUGAAUCAAAAAAGGUCAAAGAACAAGUUAUACUUUUCAACAUUUCCACAUCAAAUUAUGUAUGCAAAUACAGUGUGUCCUGAAGGAUCAUCAAUGGAGCUUAGAAUGGCAUACUUCAAAGAAAGAAUAACAAAUGAAUUGAGGUUAUACAAAAUCAAGAGUGCAGUUGGAUAUCAACAGAUUUUUUUUCCAGUGGCCAUAUAUGCACAUUUCUAUCUUCUAUGCAUUGAUCAUAUCAAUGAGACAAUGCAUAUAAUUGACAACAGGAAACUGCCAAAACAUCAAACAAUUGCAACAAAGUAUGAAAACCAACCCCAAUUGGUGGUAAGUAUAUUGUUUAAUAGAUAUAUAAAUGAUCAAUUUGUUUAUACAAAAUGAUCA
This is a messenger RNA of Chenopodium quinoa (quinoa), 702 nucleotides long. RefSeq lists its product as uncharacterized. The record is from RefSeq and is a predicted model, not a curated record. The coding region runs from base 61 to 699 and encodes 212 amino acids. Lineage: Eukaryota; Viridiplantae; Streptophyta; Magnoliopsida; Caryophyllales; Amaranthaceae. The transcript has 4 exons.